GUUUUGAUUUGUAACAAUCUUCUGUGGCAUAAUCGCACAUUUAGCUGUUCAGCCACUCUCACUUGAAAAAGUAAAGGGACAAUGCAUUACCCUUAGCCCUGUGAGGCCAGAGAAAUUUGAUGUUCUCGAAAGGGAAGAUAUGGAAGCUUUUGACAACGUCACGCCAGCGAAAGCGGAGGCUGCUACUCUAACAUUUUCCACCGAUCAAGUAGCUUGUGUUUGCGAUGCGUUGAGGCAGUCGGGAGACAUCGAGAGGUUGGCUCGAUUUCUAUGGUCACUCCCACCAAACGAGCUUCUAAGCGGAACGGAGAGUGUGCUGAAAGCGAGAGCUUUCGUUGCUUUUCACCGUGGAAGGUUCCGCGAAGUGUACACGAUACUCGAAAGUCAUGAAUUUGAUCCGUCUUCGCAUGAAAUGCUGCAGAACAUGUGGUAUAAAGCUCAUUACUGCGAGGCCGAGAAGUUGCGUGGACGAGAGCUUGGAGCUGUGGAUAAAUACAGGAUAAGACGAAAGUAUCCACUCCCACGGACUAUUUGGGACGGCGAGGAAACAGUUUACUGUUUUAAGGAAAAAUCACGGCAGCUGCUGAAGCAAUGUUACGAGCAAAAUCGCUAUCCUACCCCGCACGAGAAGCGACUCAUCGCUAAACAGACCGGAUUAACUUUGAAGCAAGUGAGCAAUUGGUUCAAAAAUAGAAGACAACGCGACAGAAUUCCCUCGAACAAAAGCGACGAAUCACUAAGGAAGAGCAUAGAAACAAUGGCCCCAGAUUCUCCGAAUGGAGGUGUGGAUGAAACACUAUUGAGUGGUAAUGUCGAGUCUGAAGACGAUGAUAUUCCUCCGCCAUUGACGAAAACUGAACAAGAAUUAUUAAACAACUGUCUGUAUCCUUCAGCGAAUCUCAACGGACCGGGCGAGGCGGUUCAACUAGUGUGCGUAGAAAUGCCGAGCGAAGAAGUAAUUGUUGUGAAGAAGGAGCAAUUUUAACGUUAGAAAAUUGAGAAACUCGUGCAUGCUGUAAACUUCAAACUUUGAAAAUGGCAGAGAACGUGUCCUCGAUGAUUUCGGGAGACAAUGAAAUUUGGAUUGAACUGAAAAUGAGUUUUGUAUAAUUAAUUUCUUAUGAAGGAAUGUCAGUCUCUAAAGUUGUGUCAGAAGCAAGCCAAGGACAAUAACUUCAAUUGCGCCAAAGUGAGUUUUCUUUCGUGUUAUUAUUGUACAAAAUGCGACUUGUUAUUUUAGUAACUCGAAUGACAGGAGACAGAUAUAUGUCUAUCGCGUUGUUAUCCGAUCUUCAGGUGGGAAAGAUCGAAAGAAAAAAUGAACAGUUCCACUAUUCCAGUCGUGUGUGAAGCCACUCAGGUGGCGAGAGAGCUAGAGGCUAGUAUGAUUUUCAUUUUCGCACACUGAUUUUGGAUUCCCCUGAUUCGACUUUUUAAGAAGCUGGAAAAGAAGGACUGCUCAUAUCUGUGAUAGAUGGGUGGCGGGCGACACAGAGACAUAUCAUAACAGAACGCCUUUCAUCAGAUUCUAAGUGCAUAUCAGUCAUCUGUUUAUCUUCGUUUCGAAACACUAUACGGUUUGAAGGUGAUUAGUGGUAAAGACCUUUCGCGAAGUAAUGUAAAACGUGAUCGGUCAUUCUCGGUUUUAUUAAAUCGAUUUCCGUUGCCGGCGACAGCGACAUUCCAUGGGCAUUACAGCGUCCUCAAACGAUAUCUACAACACGUUGAUGAAAUUUUAAUGUAAUAAUCCUUUCAUGAGAAAAUAAUGUACACAAUGAAAUGUUCGCUCCAGUUAAAUAAAAAUACGGAACUUGCAAAUGA
Stylophora pistillata is the source of this 1821-nucleotide messenger RNA. Its product is annotated as homeobox protein SIX6. The record is from RefSeq and is a predicted model, not a curated record. Lineage: Eukaryota; Metazoa; Cnidaria; Anthozoa; Scleractinia; Pocilloporidae. Gene Ontology annotation, cellular component: transcription regulator complex; nucleus. Gene Ontology annotation, biological process: regulation of transcription by RNA polymerase II. Gene Ontology annotation, molecular function: RNA polymerase II cis-regulatory region sequence-specific DNA binding; DNA-binding transcription factor activity, RNA polymerase II-specific.